Messenger RNA from Danio aesculapii, 2463 nucleotides. RefSeq names its product calmin b (gene clmnb). The record is from RefSeq and is a predicted model, not a curated record. The transcript has 10 exons. The coding region runs from base 172 to 2226 and encodes 684 amino acids. Gene Ontology annotation, cellular component: nuclear outer membrane; cytoplasm; meiotic nuclear membrane microtubule tethering complex. Gene Ontology annotation, biological process: nuclear migration. NCBI's taxonomy places the organism in Eukaryota, Metazoa, Chordata, Actinopteri, Cypriniformes, Danionidae. Gene Ontology annotation, molecular function: actin filament binding.
AGCUGUCAAGGGUAAACGCAGGUCUAUGGAGGAGACGGGCGUGUGCUGGCAGGAGACAACGCUCUUCUCAAACCUAAGACUUCACUUCCUCAAAUGCUUUAUUGAAGAGUCACUACAGCUACGCAUGGAGCAUAUCAGUGUCUUUUAGACAUUAUAUUAGUCCUGGUCAGGAUGUCAUCAAGACUGAGUGAGGGAAAUGGACGUGUUGGUAAAGAGAAGAAGUGCGCACAAAGAUCCCAAGAUGAGAAACAUGCAGCACAAGAGAGAACUUUUACCAAGUGGAUUAACAUGUAUUUGAAGAGAUGUGAGCCACCUUUACAAGUCCACCACUUAUUUACUGAUAUUCAAGAUGGAAAAGUUCUCAUGGCCCUUCUCGAAGAACUGUCAGGCUGUAAUUUGCUCUAUAAAUUCAGGCCAUUUCCACAUCGGAUCUUCAGACUAAACAAUAUUUCUAAGGUCUUGAACUUCCUCGAGGACAGAAAUAUAAGGCUUAUAAAUAUAGACGCUAAUGAUAUUGCUGAUGGCAGCCCUUCAGUUGUUCUCCGGCUAAUCUGGAACAUCAUUGUGUACUAUCAGAUUAAACAGGUCACAGGAAGCCUGGAGAAGUCCCCCUCCACCUUCAGCCUGCUGUCAUUACCUUGCGGCAGUGAUUCUUCAGGUCGUAGUUCUCCAGCAUCACCUGGAGAUGACAUUUUUGGCACUUUACCCUCAAAAGGCAAAAGGUCAUCAAAAAAUCUCAAGUACCGUGGGACAGCCAUAAAAACUCUCCUGAGCUGGGCUCAAAACUGCACGGCAAAAUUUGGAGUAGAAAUUCAUGAUUUUGGUAAAAGCUGGAGGAGCGGAUUGGCAUUUGUGGCUCUGGUGAAAUUCUUCUGUCCUGAAUUUGUGCACAUGAGGAAAGCUUUGUCCUCUGAGCCCCGACUAAAUAUGGAGACAGCCUUCAGAGCAGCGCAAGAGUGGCUGGGGAUCCCUCCGCUGCUGAACCCAGAUGAUGUGGCGGUGCAUUCACCAGAUGAGCAGUCUAUCAUCACCUAUAUCGCCCAGUUUCUUGAAUGUUGUCCAGGCCAUGAUGAGGAUGGCGUGUCAACAGAUUCCUCUAGAGGUUCGCCAAACUUCACUGAAAGAUGGGACAGGGUGUCGACUGAUUCUGACAGCUGUGGUUACCCAUCUAAUGUCUCCACUGAAGCUUUGAGAGACCUAUAUAACCUUUCUGAGACCAGUGAAGAAGAACAAACCUACCAUACUGGAGAUCAAGAGUCACUUUCAGUCUGUCAAGAAAACACUAGGGUUUUAGAAGCUCGUUCUGUAGCUUUACUCAACGUGAAGAAAACUUCCACUGGGGGGCAGUGUUGUGACUCUAUAGCAUGGAGGAAAAGAUGGCUAGGAAGCCUGGAGGAUGAUGGGAACUGUUCUGAGGUUUCAAAGGAGGCUGUUUAUGCUAUGUCAGUGCUGGAUUCAGAUGAGGAGGACGCAUUUAGCUACAUCUUAGAGCUGGACCAUAAAGAACCUGGGCUGGAGUCAAAUAUCGACUUUGGAUUAAAUACAGUUAUGGAUUCACAAGCAAUAGAGUUUGAUUUAAAUGUUGCCAGCAUUCUUGGAACUCAAGGAAGCGAAAGAAAUUCUUGUUGUUGUGAGGCACAGAGGAAUCUGAAGCCCACAGAUGUACCAGUGGGGUCAGGCGGUGGUAAAUGUACAGACAAAAUCACUCUAGAUCAAGUCUUACUAACUAAGGGCAUACAUUUAUCCCAAAAUAACUGUGAAGGAAAGACUUCGCCUGUAUCUAGCUCCUUGCUGAUGAAUCAAAGUAGUAUUGUGGAGACAGUAAAUAACUCCAAAUUACAAUCUCAUGCACACCCAGAGUUGAAUUGUUCAUUAAAAAUGAAGGGGAGUGUUUCUGCAGAUACAUCUACUCACAGUGAUGGUACCGAUGAUGCAUUUGAACAUCUGGAUAACUGUGUUGAUGAAAAAAAAUUCAGAGAGGAACUUCUGCUUGGUCCACUGAAGGAUAAUCUAUUGGAUAAGGAGCAGAACAGUGUUUUGGAUCGAAUUAUUUUGGAUAGAAUAACAGAAGAACCUGCAGUUUCACAUGCACAGAGGAAGGAGGGUCUUGACCAAGCUAGUUAUGAGGUGCAAGAGCUACACGUGCUUCUGUUUCUCUGGAUGAUCGCCUACUGCGUCCUUAUGUAUCCUCAUCUGGAUAUCUUCAGUCUACUAAGCCCAAACUGACAACACAGAUCAAUACAAUCACAAGCAGAGUAGUACAAAGGGCAAUUCUGUGUGCCCACACAUGUACUUUGUUCAUCUCUUUUUUGAGUGUUUGUAAGCCAGGACCAGUGCUAAAAAAUGCACUCUGAAUGCUGGAUUUACAGUUGAAUUGCUGGUAUUUAAUGUAAAGUUUGUGGAUUUUCAGUAUCAUGUUGCAAGUUAAUUCCAAAGUUCUCAAUAAAUAUUGUUUGUUCUUUG